Eremomyces bilateralis CBS 781.70 is the source of this 811-nucleotide messenger RNA. RefSeq lists its product as uncharacterized. The transcript has a single exon. The coding region runs from base 129 to 743 and encodes 204 amino acids. Lineage: Eukaryota; Fungi; Ascomycota; Dothideomycetes; Eremomycetales; Eremomycetaceae. The record is from RefSeq and is a predicted model, not a curated record.
AGAGAAGUAUGAGGUCCCAUUUGCCCAGAAGGCUACGCUAUGCUAUGUUUCGCUAAGCUAUGCCGCUAAUAACAUGAGUUUCGACCUACCGCCAUCGCAGUGGCGCGUUUCGAAUCGUACUCUACCCGAUGGUACCUUUGGGUACCAACUCCACCUGUCUACUCCUCCUCAGUAUCAGGAAUGACGAAAGGCCUAUCAUCGCCAGAAUCCUGGGCUUCACCAUCCACAGCAGUGGAUUUGAAGAGCUGACCAGCGAAAUUCGACUUUCUGGCCUUGAAAUGGUUGAACGAAUGGCUUCCAUCGUCUUCUUCAACAACCUGAAUGACACCUUUCGUGGAGAGACGGAGGUUCAAGGCGCUGAAGGUGCCGGAAAGUCCCUUUUGGACCCGCUUGAACCAUCGUUGGUGCUUCUCGAGGUGAGACGAGUGGUUGACAAGUUGAAUCUCCGCCACGGCAAGCCUUUGCUUCAAAUCCAGCAGCUCUGCGUUCGUCUCGAGAGCCAUCGCGUUUAUGUGGUCCAUCUUAGCAACGAGUGCGUCCUAUGGGAUCCUAUUAGCAUCGAAACCACCAAGAUCGCAUGGAAUGACUCACAAUGUCCAUCUUCUUCCUCUUCCUAUCCUUUUGUGGCUUGGAGAGUGGAGUCAAAACACCAGGAACCGAUGUGCCGCUAUGAAGGCGCCAAACGCCAAAGAUGCGCGUGUUCCGGCCUUGCAAGCCAUCGUACAUCUCUCGAAUGGUGUUGAAGGCUCUCGCAGGUACCGGUUGGUUAAGUUCGAUCGCAGUUCGGACCGCAAGGACGAAAGGAGCAAGC